Messenger RNA from Symbiodinium pilosum, 788 nucleotides. Lineage: Eukaryota; Dinophyceae; Suessiales; Symbiodiniaceae. The record is from the annotation of a GenBank genome assembly.
GCGUUGUGCUUCUGUCCUCACUCGAAGGGCCCGCCACUUUCUUGUCGCCGUCAAGGCGGAAGGUCGCCCGUCAAGCACAAGUGGAUGCAGAUCCAAUGCUGUCCUACCAGGAUGAGGAGUACUGGGAGCGCCGGUACAGCACGGGCGACAAAGGUGCCCACAGCGACAUUAUCGACGAUCGCGGCGUGGGCUGGUUGUGCCCUUAUGCCGGACCAGUGCAGGAGACACUGAACGCCAUCACCGGUGGCGAUCGCAGCAAAGUCAUCCUGAACAUAGGCUGCGGAUUGGAUCAGCUUAGCCCUGACAUCUACAAGGAUGGUUACACCAACUUGCUGAGCUCGGACAUCUCGCAGUAUGCCAUCUCGGAGAUGGAGAAGCUGACCGCAGCAGAAAUGCCCAUGGCAAAGUGGUUUGUCGACGAUGUCACAAAGAUGUCGCUGCCAGAUGAGUCCGUGGAUGUUGUAGUGGACAAGGGCACCCUGGAUGCAGUCUUGAUCCAGACGGAGCCCUUCUUGUCAGCCGCAAGGAUGCUGAAGGAGGUACAGCGCGUCCUGAAGGAGGGUGGCAUCUACUUCCUGAUCACACAUGGUCGAGGUGAUCCGGAUACUUGGCGACUGCCCGUCCUCACCUUGCCUCACCUGGCCUUCAACAUCGCGAAGACUCCUGACAUGGGUGGAUACUACAUCUUUGUCUGCACCAAGCUGCCGCAAUCCGAGGCCGCCAACACCUCAUCGCUCUGGAGCGAGGCGGAGGCUUGGGCAAGACGCCGCGACGAAGAAGACCGUGAG